Molecule: messenger RNA, 1718 nt
Organism: Cannabis sativa
Lineage: Eukaryota; Viridiplantae; Streptophyta; Magnoliopsida; Rosales; Cannabaceae
Product: choline/ethanolaminephosphotransferase 1
Exons: 20
Coding region: 274-1443 (389 amino acids)
Biological process (GO): phospholipid biosynthetic process
Cellular component (GO): membrane
Molecular function (GO): phosphotransferase activity, for other substituted phosphate groups
Source: RefSeq, a predicted model, not a curated record
CUAUUCCUUUUGAUCUGAACUAUUCCUUUUUUUUUUUUAAUUAGGGGUUUGAAAAUCGUUCGUUUCAAAAGAAAUUCUUCAUUUGCUUUGCCAACUUUUUAUUUAUUUUCGUUUGAUUAAUACGAAUACAAAUAUACAAUACCCACUCUCCUCUCAUCCAUCGCUCGAUCUUCUCUACCAUUCAAAGAGGUGGUUUUGUUGAGACUUGAAUUGGGUUCUUUUCUUUUUGUUUUCGAAGCUAGUUAAAGUUUUGGGUUUGGAAAAGAAGAAGGAAUGAGGUAUAUUGGAGCACAUGGUAUAGCUGCACUGCACAAGCACAAGUACAGUGGUGUAGACAAUUCGUUGCUAGCCAAAUAUGUCUUGCAACCCUUCUGGAGUCGCUUCGUUUUAAUCUUUCCCCUUUGGAUGCCUCCGAACGUGAUUACUCUAAUAGGAUUCAUGUUCUUACUCACGUCUGCAAUGCUUGGCAUUAUUUAUUCACCUCAGUUGGAUUCACCUCCUCCAAGAUGGGUUCAUUUUGCCCAUGGAUUACUACUUUUCUUAUAUCAGACCUUUGAUGCUGUAGACGGGAAGCAAGCAAGGCGGACAAAUUCAUCAAGUCCAUUGGGGGAACUUUUCGAUCAUGGAUGUGAUGCACUUGCUUGUGCGCUUGAGGCAGUGGCUUUUGGUAGCACUUCCAUGUGUGGAAGAGAUACUUUCUGGUUCUGGGUGAUCUCAGCUGUUCCAUUUUAUGGUGCUACAUGGGAACAUUACUUCACAAAUACCCUUACUCUCCCCAUUAUUAAUGGACCUACAGAGGGUCUCAUGCUGAUAUACGUUGGUCAUUUCUUCACAGCUAUUGUGGGUGCUGAAUGGUGGGCUCAACAAUUUGGCAAGUCUGUACCCUUUUUAAGUUGGGUUCCAUUUAUCAGUGAAAUCCCAACAUCCAGACUUGUGUUGUUCUUCAUGGUAGCCUUUGCUGUUAUACCAACAAUUGCAUUCAACGUGUACAAUGUUUGUAAGGUGGUUCAAGCAAGGAAAGGAAGCUUGCUACUGGCGCUGGCAAUGCUUUAUCCUUUUACUGUCCUUCUAUUUGGAGUCCUUGCUUGGGAUUAUUUGUCUCCAUCUGAUAUUAUAAGGAGCUAUCCACAUUUAGUUGUACUUGGAACUGGACUUGCUUUCGGUUUCCUUGUGGGGAGAUUGGUACUGGCUCAUCUGUGUGACGAACCAAAGGGCUUGAAAACUGGAAUGUGCAUGUCACUAUUGUAUAUCCCUAUCGCCAUUGCAAAUGCGCUCACAGCCAGAUUGAAUGAUGGUGUUCCUUUCUUUGAUGAAAGCUUGGUUCUUGUUGGAUACUUCUUAUUCACACUUGUGCUCUAUUUGCACUUUGCCACAUCAGUAAUUCAUGAAAUCACCACAGCCUUGGGAAUUUGUUGCUUCAGGAUAACGAGGAAAGAAGCUUAAAGUCCGUUGAUGUAUUUUUCAUGCCGGCAACCUUACAUUAUUGAUACAACAAAAGCCAAGGUUUUGGCUAUAAUAUUUCUGUGUAACAACACUGAGGACAGUUGUGUUAUGUGAUAGAUUGUUUACUGUUGCCGAAUAGAAUUAGGCUACUACUUAGGCAUUUUUUACUUUAAUUUAUUUAGUGUAUGGUGUAUUGAUGUUAUAAUUGCCAAUUGAUGAGUUUCUUAUUAUAUAAAAAUGAAGAGAAAAAUCAAGAUAUUUUAGACAAUCUUCAA